Molecule: messenger RNA, 1893 nt
Organism: Puma concolor (puma)
Lineage: Eukaryota; Metazoa; Chordata; Mammalia; Carnivora; Felidae
Gene: SHC4
Product: SHC adaptor protein 4
Biological process (GO): intracellular signal transduction; cell surface receptor protein tyrosine kinase signaling pathway
Cellular component (GO): plasma membrane
Molecular function (GO): receptor tyrosine kinase binding
Source: RefSeq, a predicted model, not a curated record
AUGCGAAAACGCGGUCAGGACAGCCUGGCAGGACUUGUGCUGUAUGUAGGACUCUUCGGGCACCCCGGGAUGCUGCACAGGGCCAAGUACAGCCGUUUUCGGAAUGAGUCCAUCACGUCCUUGGACGAAAGCAGCCCCGGAGGCUCAGUGGGGAGCAAGGGCUCGGCGCCUCCUCCCUACCCCACCCUGGCACCUCACCUGCCGGCUGAAGAUGCCACCUUGGCGUCCCAGGAGAGCCCCACCCCAUUGUGCACCUUGAUCCCUCGCAUGGCCAGCGUGAAGUUGGCCAACCCAGCCACCUUGCUGAGUCUGAAAAACUUUUGCUUGGGUACCAAAGAGGUGCCCCGGCUGAAGCUCCAGGAAAGCCAGGACCCGGCACCCAGCAGCCCAGCUUCCCCUGAAACCAGUCCAAAUAGGGCUGGCUCUGCACCUCUGCCGCAACCAGACCUGCUGGGGCACAGGGCAGCUGCCUUAACUCCUGAUGCCUGCCCCCUUCCUGGCCCUGGGGAGCCAACCCCAGGGAGCAGGCAGGACAGGCACUUCCUGCAGCACCUGUUGGGGAUGGGCAUGAACUACUAUGUGAGGUACAUGGGCUGUAUCGAAGUGCUACAGUCAAUGAGGUCACUGGAUUUUGGAAUGAGAACGCAAGUUACAAGGGAAGCAAUAAGUCGCCUGUGUGAAGCUGUCUCUGGGGCAAAUGGAGCCGUUAAAAAGCGAAAGCCUCCAGUUAAGUUCCUAUCAACAGUUCUUGGCAAAAGUAAUCUUCAGUUUUCGGGAAUGAAUAUUAAACUGACCAUCUCAACAUGCAGCCUCACGUUGAUGAAUAUUGACAACCAACAGAUUAUUGCAAAUCAUCAUAUGCAGUCUAUUUCAUUUGCCUCUGGAGGGGAUCCUGAUACUACAGACUAUGUUGCCUACGUAGCUAAAGAUCCAGUUAAUCAACGAGCCUGCCACAUAUUGGAAUGCCGCAGCGGAAUGGCCCAAGAUGUCAUCAGCACCAUAGGGCAGGCUUUUGAACUCCGGUUUAAACAGUAUUUGAAAAAUCCUUCUUUGAAUACUUCUUGUGAAAGUGAGGAGGUGCCUCUUGAUGGUCCUGCUGUGGAGAGAGAAGAUCAUGAGUAUUACAAUGAAAUCCCAGGGAAGCAGCCACCUGCAGGUGGUGUUUCAGAUGUGCGCAUCAAAGUCCAAGCCACAGAACAGAUGGCUUACUGCCCCAUACGGUGUGAAAAGUUGUGCUAUCUGCCUGGAAACUCCAAGUGCAGCAGUGUGUACGAGAACUGUUUAGAACAAAGCAGGGCAAUAGGUAACGCACAGGAGAGAGGAGGGCAGUGCCAACGAGAUGCCUCAUUGAUGAAGCACACGUGUCGAGUGGAUUUCCUCAAUGACCCCUGCUACAUAAAUACACAGGGUCUUCAAAGUACACUUGGCUCUUCCCCAAAUCAAAGCUCAGCUCACUCCCUGGGGAGCCCGUGGCACCGUCAGAAAGCACCAGAAACUGUUCAGCCAGGUGCCACGGCCCAGCCUGCCAGCUCACAUUCUUUGCCACACAUUAAGCAGCAGCUGCGGAAUGAAGACUGCUACCAUGGCAAGCUGAGCAGGAAGGCAGCAGAGAGCCUCUUGGUAAAGGAUGGGGACUUUUUGGUUCGAGAAAGUGCAACAUCUCCUGGUCAGUAUGUGCUAAGUGGACUUCAGGGAGGCCAGGCAAAGCAUCUUCUCCUGGUGGAUCCUGAAGGCAAGGUAAGGACCAAGGAUCAUGUGUUUGAUAAUGUUGGCCACCUUAUCAGAUACCACAUGGAUAAUAGUUUGCCAAUCAUCUCUUCUGGAAGUGAAGUAAGCCUUAAACAGCCAGUGAGAAAAGAUAAUAAUCCAGGACUUCUGCAUUCCAACAAAUGA